CACAAGAGAAAGAGAAGGAAGAGAGAGAGAGAGUUCAAAGGGAGCAAGAAAGCAAAGCUUAAAGCAUGGCUCUUUCAAGUGCAAGUGCAUAUUCUCUCUCUUCCAAAUCAUUGUAUGACACUACUCAGAUUCACCAACCCUCUUUUUCCUUCAUUUCCACCAAACAUACCCACCAACCAAGAUCUCUCCAACCCAUCUCAGCCGUCCACGCAGCUGACCCAACCAAAAGCUCUGUAACCGCCAACAACAAGCCCAUCACCACAACCACCACCUCCGGGAAGUGGAGUAUUGACAGCUGGCUGUCGAAGAAGGCUUUGCAACUUCCAGAGUACCCUGAUAAGGAUGAGCUGGAAUCGGUGCUCAAAACCAUCGAGUCUUUCCCACCCAUCGUUUUCGCCGGCGAAGCCAGAAACUUGGAGGAGAGGCUUGCGGAGGCAGCUAUGGGCAAUGCGUUCAUCUUGCAAGGUGGUGACUGUGCCGAGAGUUUCAAGGAGUUCAGCGCUAAUAACAUAAGAGACACUUUCAGAUUGCUUCUUCAGAUGGGUGUUGUUCUUAUGUUUGGUGGACAAAUGCCUAUAGUCAAGGUGGGGAGAAUGGCGGGUCAAUUUGCAAAACCGAGGUCAGAUCCUUAUGAGGAGAUUAAUGGAGUGAAGUUGCCGAGUUACAAAGGGGACAACAUAAACGGUGACGUUUUUGAUGAGAAAUCAAGAAUCCCUGACCCACAUAGAAUGAUAAGGGCUUAUUGCCAAUCCGCAGCUACUCUAAACUUACUUAGGUCCUUUGCUACUGGAGGAUAUGCUGCAAUGCAGAGGGUCACUCAGUGGAAUCUUGAUUUUGCUGAGAACAGUGAGCAGGGAGAUAGGUACCAGGAGCUUGCUAAUAGGGUUGAUGAGGCCUUGGGUUUCAUGGCUGCUGCAGGACUCACACUUGAUCACCCUGUUAUGACAUCUACUGAAUUUUGGACAUCUCAUGAGUGUCUGCUAUUGCCUUAUGAACAAUCACUGACCAGAUUGGAUUCAACUUCUGGUUUGUAUUAUGAUUGCUCUGCUCACUUGCUUUGGGUUGGAGAGCGUACACGACAACUUGAUGGUGCACAUGUUGAGUUCCUUAGAGGAAUUGCUAACCCUCUUGGUAUCAAGGUCAGCAACAAAAUGGAUCCAACAGAGUUAGUCAAGCUCAUUGAAAUCCUGAAUCCUCAAAACAAGGCAGGAAGGAUAGCAAUAAUAGUCAGAAUGGGUGCUGAAAAUUUGAGAGUCAAGCUACCCCAUUUGAUUAGAGCUGUUCGUAGAUCUGGGCAAAUAGUGACAUGGGUCUGUGAUCCUUGCCAUGGCAACACCAUAAAGGCACCCUGUGGCCUCAAAACAAGACCCUUCGAUGCAAUUUUGAAUGAGGUUCGAGCAUUCUUUGAUGUUCAUGAACAAGAAGGUAGUCAUGCUGGAGGUAUUCAUGUAGAGAUGACUGGUCAGAAUGUGACAGAGUGCAUUGGAGGAUCUAGAACAGUGACUUUUGAUGAUCUGAGCUCUCGAUACCACACACAUUGUGAUCCAAGGCUUAAUGCAUCCCAAUCUCUUGAGCUUGCAUUUAUAGUUGCAGAGAGGCUAAGGAAGAAGAGAAUUGGAACUACAAAUAUCCUCUCUAAGGACUAUUAAUCAGCACUAGUUUUAUGCUUUGGCUUCUCAAAG
Molecule: messenger RNA, 1682 nt
Organism: Gastrolobium bilobum
Lineage: Eukaryota; Viridiplantae; Streptophyta; Magnoliopsida; Fabales; Fabaceae
Product: phospho-2-dehydro-3-deoxyheptonate aldolase 2, chloroplastic
Exons: 5
Coding region: 66-1649 (527 amino acids)
Biological process (GO): aromatic amino acid biosynthetic process
Molecular function (GO): 3-deoxy-7-phosphoheptulonate synthase activity
Source: RefSeq, a predicted model, not a curated record